ACUAUCAGUUACCAAAAACAUUGAAGCUUGAUGCCUUUUUCAAGGGUAAGAGGACAUAGAAGGGGAUUGGUCUUGUCCCAGUGGAACAUAACAAUGUCACAUUGAUCAAAAGCAUUGAUUUCCUGCCGUUUCAUUUCGAUCUGUGUCCAUACUGCAGAAAUGUAUAGCCGGAGUAACGUGCACGCUCCCUCAGCCAGGAUAGAAGUUUGUGUAUGCAGCGCAAGCCCACACAAUCAGCUGUUUCUUACGGGACGCCGAGAUCUCUGGGAUUCGGAUGCAUUUCAGACUGCACAAAAGCCAUGCGUGGCUCUUAUAAAUCACAGAUGGAGCAAUCUGAGACGUGUUUGAGUGGGCUGACCUCUGGACGGCUGUGGGGCUGUCAGCGCAUAUGCAAAAAAGCCUCCGUAUACUAAGGGAUUUGGCAGUAGAGAGGUACUGCGGCAGCUCAGGUGACGACUGGGGCUUUUAUGCUCGCAACUGGUCUGGGUCUGGACUGGAGGCUCAGCAGGCAUGGAGCCUCUCAGCCUGCAGGUGCUGGUGGUUGUGACCGGGAGCUUCCUGGGCUUCCAGUGGCUGUUCCACAGAGGCAGCCCUUGGUUGUCCGAGAAGCUCUGCAAAGGCUUCCUCAGGCUCAAACCUUCACAAAGGACAGAGUGGAACUCCAGGGCCGUCUCAACAGUACACGCCUUCGUUGUGGGACUUUUCUGUCUCUACAUACAUAUCUUUGAUGAACCUAUCCAGAAAGACCCAGUCUGGGGAGAUGCCACACUGGUGAAGCUAAAUGUGGCCAUAACCUCAGGCUAUCUUAUAUCAGAUCUUUUGCUUAUGUUUACUUCAUGGGAGUCAAUUGGAGAGAAAUAUUUUGUCAUACAUCAUUUUGCCGCUCUCUAUGCAUACUACUAUGUGCUGAGUCAAGGAAUAUUGCCUUACUUUGCUAAUGUCCGCCUACUUUCAGAAUUCUCCACUCCCUUUGUAAACCAGCGUUCAUUUUUUCACAUGUUGGGCUACCACAAACUUUCCAAACCGAGUCUGGCUAAUGGUGUCGCUAUGACUUUUACAUUCUUCUUGGUGAGGAUCGCAGUCAUUCCAGGCUACUACAGCCAUAUGUACUUGGUCUUUGGUACGGAUGACUUCUACCGGUUACCUUUGGGGGGCCGCAGUGCCUGGGUUAUUUCCAGUGUGUCUUUGGAUGUCAUGAACAUUAUGUGGAUGCGCAGAAUCAUCCGCGGAUGUCUCAAAGUCCUUCGCUCGGCCUGGUCGAGGAGAGCAGGAACUGAGAUGGAAACUAGAAAGACAGACUGACAUGGAGAUACAGACAGAAAAUUAACACAUCCUUCCAUCUUGUUUCAUGUCCAACCUGAUGCUGAAGUGUAAAUGCCAUUUGUGCUUUGUUCUUCCUAGUGCUGUAAUGCUGUGGCAUCAUAAUUGUGAGUUUCAAACUGAAAUCAAGCGCUUGGAAAAUCAUUUAUAGUAUUAAUAAUGACUUACAUGAUGUCUUCUUAAAGGAUGGGCUCAACAGGAGGAAUUCAAUCACAGGUGCACCUUUAAGUUUUAAGAAAUCAGGUGAUGAUGAAACCGAUCACAUGUACAAUCGGGACAACCGUUGUGGUUGCACUAUUUAUUAUGAAGCUGCUAUUAAGAUCUACCAACUUGCCUUUAUGAAUGUAAUUAACAGAGCAACAGCACAUCUGAACUUCCACAACGAUACACUGUGUGUGCCUGUAGACCAUGAUAAACUAAUUUUUGACAGAGGAAAUAUAAUGGCCAUUAUUAAUGUAGUGGAAAUUUAGGUAAAAUGAAUGGGUUAAAGAUCCUGCCUUUUGCAGCUCAGCACUGCAGUAUAUUAUACUCAAGAAACAAUGCAUGUCUACAUGUAAUUAUUGCAUAUAUGGAGAAUAGGAAAUCUAGAAUGGGAAAAUGUAUCAGGUGACAAUGUUAUGUGUGUUUCUGAAAAUCUAGAACUUGAUGCAGCCUUGUAUAAGCUUUUUUCUUGUAUUAAGUGGUUUGUUGGUUGGAUUUGGAAUGAUGACAAUAAUUAUACAAACUUCAAAAAGCUAAAGCGUUUCAGGUUAUUUAUCAUUAAUAAUGUAAUAGAUAUAAAUAUGCGGUUAAAAAUCAACAAUGAUGUGAUUCUGGAAGAAGGUGUGAGCUAUUCCGAUUAGAAUACAUUUUUACAAAUUUUGUGAUGUUUUUGUGGUGUGACAAUGU
Carassius auratus (goldfish) is the source of this 2208-nucleotide messenger RNA. Its product is annotated as transmembrane protein 56-B-like. NCBI's taxonomy places the organism in Eukaryota, Metazoa, Chordata, Actinopteri, Cypriniformes, Cyprinidae. Gene Ontology annotation, biological process: lipid homeostasis. The transcript is spliced from 7 exons. The record is from RefSeq and is a predicted model, not a curated record. Gene Ontology annotation, cellular component: endoplasmic reticulum; membrane. Bases 511 to 1302 code for a protein of 263 amino acids.